This is a messenger RNA of Kickxella alabastrina, 3495 nucleotides long. Its product is annotated as P-loop containing nucleoside triphosphate hydrolase protein. The record is from RefSeq and is a predicted model, not a curated record. Lineage: Eukaryota; Fungi; Kickxellomycota; Kickxellomycetes; Kickxellales; Kickxellaceae. Gene Ontology annotation, cellular component: catalytic step 2 spliceosome; intracellular anatomical structure. Gene Ontology annotation, biological process: spliceosomal complex disassembly. Gene Ontology annotation, molecular function: RNA binding; hydrolase activity. The transcript is spliced from 10 exons. The coding region runs from base 1 to 3495 and encodes 1164 amino acids.
AUGCUUUAUCCUGCAACCGAGCUCAUGUUUUCAGCGGGCGCCGUUGUCUUUGACGCCAAGCGAGAGCGAGUCUUGACAAUUGUCUGUCAAAAGGCCCCAAGGCAUCGAGAGAUUGGGUUUCCCAAGGGCCAGGUUGAGGACGGCGAGACUAUCGAAGCUGCGGCCCGACGCGAGGUUGAGGAGGAGACCGGUGCCAAUCACCAACGAGUGUCCAACCACAUUGGCAUUUCGGACAAGGAAGUCGCCGAAUACAUUAUCCAUCUGCACAGCGAAAGCAAAGGCUAUGCCGACUUUAAAAAGCGCCUGGACCAGGAUGAGUGCGGGUUUUCAGAAGCGUUUAUCCAGACUUUGCACCGACUGAUCUCAGCACUCAACCUCAGAAGGCGACAACCCACAGAAACAGCCGCGGACAAGGCCGCCUUGUUCCCGGGACUGUCGCUUCCCAACAAACCAGUCGACAACCCUCAUAUCUCUGCAGCAGACCGCAUUUUGGCGGGUGGUGCGCGGGGGAGUAGCGGACAGCAGCAUCGCAACAGUCGCGAGAGGGAAAGGAGUCGCAGCAGAUCUCCUUCCAGACAGCAUCGGGAUUCGAGACCUGAUAAUAGGCACAGAGGAUCAACCAGACACAACAGCCGUAGUCGCAGCCGCAGCCGCAGUCGCGACAGAAGAACCUCCCGAUGGGACGAUCCGCGCGACAGGAAUUUUCACGGCAGCAGGGAUGGACAUCGUGAGCGCGAUAACCGCCGCGAAGGCCGCCGCGAAGGCUCGGGCCAGACAUUAGACGAUGCGCCAGUGUUGUACAAGAUUUACUCCGGGCGCGUCUCGAACCUCAAAGACUUUGGAGCGUUUGUUGGGCUUGAGGGCAUCCGAGGGCGUGUCGAGGGCAUGGUGCAUGUGUCAGCGAUCCAGAAGAACGUCCGGGUGGAGAACCCUCGCGAGGUGCUGGAGCGCGGCCAAUCCGUCAAGGUUAAGGUCUUGUCAAUCGUUGGCAGCAAGCUUGGUUUGUCGAUGAAAGAUGUGGACCAGGCGACCGGAGAGGACCUGUCGCCACACUUGUAUCCAGGGAUGCCAGUGGAAUCUGAGGAUAGUGCUCGGAGCGCUCGCGAGAAGGUCAGGGAGCUGUCGCGGCCCGUGGGUAUUUCGGGCAGCAACGCCACACAGCUCGGUGGCAGACCCGGCGCUACGGAUCGGCUGACGUCUCCGGAGAGGUGGGAGAUCAAGCAGCUGAUCGCCUCGGGCGCGCUCGAUCGCGCUGACUACCCCGAUCUUGAUGAGGUCGACGAAGACGGCAUCCCUGCAUUCGAUGACGACAACGAGGAGCUGGACAUUGAGCUGCGCGAGGAGGAGCCUGACUUUUUGCGUGGCCACUCGGUGCAAUCGGUGCAGCUGAGUCCAAUCAGGGUUGUCAAAGCGCCUGAUGGCUCGCUAAACCGUGCGGCGUUGGCAGGGGCAGCGUUUGCCAAGGAGCGCAAGGAGCUGAAGCAGCAGCAGGCCGAAGCUGAAAUGGACAACUUGCCUAAGGAUCUCAACCGGCCAUGGGAGGACCCAAUGCCGGCGCCCGGCGAGCGCAACUUUGCACAAGAUCUGCGCGGCGUUGCUGCCGAGGUUGCCAGCAAGACGCGCGGCGGCGACGUGCCUGAGUGGAAGAAGGCUGUCGAGGGCAAGGCUGUCACAUACGGCAAGCUCACCGACAUUGUACAACUGCGCGACCUGUUUGUCGAGGCUGUCAGCAAGCACCAGUUCUUGGUGGCAGUCGGAGAUACAGGCUCGGGGAAGACAACGCAGCUGACGCAAUACUUGUACGAGGAAGGGUUUGCGCGCCGCGGGCGCAUUGGGUGCACGCAGCCAAGACGUGUGGCAGCCACCAGCGAGGUUGGAUGCCGGCUGGGCACUGAGGUUGGGUACACUAUUCGUUACGAGGACUGCACGUCGCCAGAGACCAAAAUUAAGUACUGCACUGACGUUAAGCGGUACUCGGUGAUUAUGCUGGAUGAGGCGCACGAGCGCGCGAUCAACACUGAUGUCCUGUUUGGUCUGCUCAAGGAAGCGUGUCGCCGGCGCCCAGACCUGAAGGUUAUCAUCACUUCGGCUACACUGGAUGCUGAAAAAUUCUCAAAGUACUUCAACAACUGCCCGAUCUUUACGAUUCCCGGUCGCACCUUCCCCGUGGAGGUCCUUUUCUCGCGCGAGCCUGAGACCGAUUACAUGGACUCGGCGCUGAUGACAGUGAUGCAGAUUCACCUGACUGAGCCACCCGGCGACAUUCUGCUGUUCUUGACCGGUCAGGAGGAGAUUGACACGUCCAGCGAGAUUCUAUACGAGCGCAUGAAGGCGCUGGGCUCGAUGGCCCCGGAGCUGAUUAUCCUGCCGUUCACGAUCGACGGCAUUUACUACGUGGUCGACCCGGGAUUCGUCAAGCAGAUGACGUACGACGCGAAGUCCGGGCUGGAUCAGCUCAUUGUGACACCAAUCUCGCAGGCGCAGGCUAAGCAAAGGUCUGGGCGCGCCGGGCGCACGGGCCCAGGAAAGUGCUACAGACUGUACACAGAGUCAGCCUUCCGCAACGAGAUGCUGCCCAACAGCGUGCCUGAGAUCCAGCGCGUCAACCUGUCGUCGAUGGUGCUGCAGCUCAAGGCCAUGGGAAUUAACGAUCUAAUUGGCUUUGACUUUAUGGAUCCGCCGCCAGUGCAAACACUGAUUGCGUCGCUGGAGUUGCUGCACUCGCUGGGCGCUCUGGACAACGAGGGCCUGUUGACGCGCAUCGGGCGCAAGAUGGCCGAGUUCCCGAUGAGCCCCGAGCUGGCCAAGGCGCUGCUAGCCAGCGUCGAGUACGGCUGCAGCGAGGAAGUGCUGACCAUUGCUGCGAUGCUGUCAGCCGAGGGUUCGGUGUUCUACCGGCCAAAGGAGAAGCAAGCAGCGGCCGACUCAAAGAAAGCCAAGUUCCACCAGCCCGAGGGCGACCAUCUGACGCUGCUGGCCGUAUACAACUCGUGGAGGGACUCCAAGUUUAGCAACACCUGGUGCUUUGACAACUUUUUGCAGUACCGCCGCCUGCGCAGCGCAUUAGACAUCCGCAAGCAGAUGGUGGGUAUCAUGGAUCGAUACAAACAGGACAUUGUCAGCUGCGGCGAGCGCAACUUUGAUCCGGUGCGCCGAGCGCUAUGCGCCGGGUUCUUCCGCCACGCAGCCAAGCGCGACCCGCAGGAGGGCUACAAGACGCUGAUUGAGGGCACGCCCGUGUACAUCCACCCGUCCAGCGCACUGUUCAACAAGAACCCCGAGUGGGUGAUUUACGAUGGGCUGGUUACUGUGGUAGAGCCGCGCUGGAUGGUGGAGGUGGCACCAACCUUUUUCAAGGUUGCUGAUGCCAACAAGAUCUCACGCCGUAAGCGCAACGAACGUCUGGAGCCGCUCUACAACAAGUUUGAAAAGCCCAACGAGUGGCGUAUCAGUAGAGUGCGCAAGCCUCGCCGCAACAAGCAGACAUUCGGCUGA